AUGAAUCAAGAUAAAGACGGCGAUGGAGACAACGAUGAAGACGAAUAUGAAGAGGAUCUGGAAUUAGAAAGCCAAGAAAAUGGCAGCGAUAAUGGCGACGAAGACGGAGGCAACAACGACGACAAAGCUGGAAUCGAAGGAAACGACAAACUCGGAGGUGAAACUAAAGGAAAAGAUGGCGAUAAAAAUGAGGAAAAAGUUGGCGGCGAUCGAAGUGGAAAAGACGGAGGAAAAAGGAACAGCAAAGAUGGAUGCGAAAGCAGCAGGAAAGACGGCGGCAAAAACAACAACAGCGACGGCGGCGAAAACAACAACCACGGCGGCGGCGAAAACAACAACAGCUACGGCAGCAAAAACAACAACAAAGACGGCGGCGAGGGAGAAGACAAAAAUGAAAAUUAUGCAUGCAAUGACGGGAAUGACGCCGGCAACAGCGGCGCAAAAGAAGGCGCCACUGAAGAAGUGAAAAAAGGAAACGUUUCGAAGUCCGAGUUUUUGGAAUUUCACAACCCAAGCAUCGACACUUCAUUGGGCAUGGCAACACAAGUUGUGAAGUUGCCGAAAUCGUAUGGUGACAAGAAGGAGGCAGCGGCGGACAAGGACGAGAAGGACAGCAAGGACACGUUGUAG
Molecule: messenger RNA, 630 nt
Organism: Drosophila bipectinata
Lineage: Eukaryota; Metazoa; Arthropoda; Insecta; Diptera; Drosophilidae
Source: RefSeq, a predicted model, not a curated record